UCUGAUUAUGGUGUUGCAGAGAAAAGAAAUUAAGCUUGGGUUUCCAUCAAUGGCGGCUGAAACAAUGAGAAGCGGCGGCAAUGGCGAACUCGUCGCCGUAAUUUUCGGAGUGACAGGGUUGGUCGGAAAAGAGCUGGCGAUAGCCCUUCUGGCAACCGCUGGCUGGAAAGUCUACGGCGUGGCGCGGCGGCCAGACAACGUCAGCCCCAUCGCCGAUCCCAACUUCCACUUCAUCUCCUGCGAUUUGCUCGACCGUCGGUCAACUUACCGGAAUCUCUCGCCGCUCCGCCACGUCACUCACGUCUUCUGGAUCACCUGGGCCGCCCAGCUCCGCUUCGACUCCCGCGAGUGCUCCGACCAGAACAAGGCCAUGUUGGCCCACGCGCUCGACGCGCUCCUCCCGGCGGCGCCCUCCCUCCGCCACGUGUCUCUCCAGACCGGCGUCAAGCACUACGUUUCCCUCACCGGCGGCGGCGGUGGCGGAGGGGAAUCUGCCGUUUUCUGCGAGGACAGUCCGAGAUCGGAGUCCGGGAACAAUUUCUACUACGCGUUGGAGGAUCUCCUCCGUGAGCGGCUGGGCCGGAGGGUGGCGUGGACCGUUCUCCGGCCGGGUCUGAUUAUCGGGUCAUCGAACCGGAGUUUCUUCAAUUUCAUGGGGAGUUUGAGUGUUUAUGGCGCGAUUUGUAAGAAAUUGAAGCUGCCGUUCGUGUUCGGCGGCACCGCGGAGUGUUGGGCGGAGGUUUAUAUUGAUGGAUCCGACGCUCGGCUGGUUGCCCACCAGCACAUAUGGGCCGCCACCAAACAUCUCCCGCUAAAUGGCACGGGCGAGGGGGAAGCUUUCAACGUGUGCAAUGGGUGGAGCUUCAAGUGGAAGGAGAUAUGGGGCGCGGUGGGGGAGAAGUUCGGGGCGGCGACAGAGGACGUGAGGUUUUCGGCGGAGUUCCGUUACACGGCGGCAAUGGCGGACAAAGGGAAGUUGUGGGCGGAGAUAGUGGAGGAGGAAGGGCUAGUUCCGACGGAAAUGGAGGAGCUGGCCAAUUGGGGAUUCUUGGACAGCUUGUUUAGGUUGCCGGAAAAAAUGGUGGCCAGUCGACAAAAGGCUGACCAAUUUGGGUUUACUAUAAAACACAACAUGUUGGAUUCCAUGUUCCAUUGGAUUGAUGUCAUGAGACAUGACAAAUUGAUUCCUUUCCCUUAA
Molecule: messenger RNA, 1198 nt
Organism: Momordica charantia (bitter melon)
Lineage: Eukaryota; Viridiplantae; Streptophyta; Magnoliopsida; Cucurbitales; Cucurbitaceae
Product: NAD(P)-binding Rossmann-fold superfamily protein
Source: RefSeq, a predicted model, not a curated record